GAACUAAUGACGCUCAGUCAAUGCAUCACAUCGGACCAAUAACGGGAUGCACCAAUAUUCAUACAGUAUGCUUAUGCAGUUCGGUGAUAGUUUUAUAUGAAUUACGUGACUAUAAAAUUUAGGACGAUGUCGUUAACUUAAUAAAAUGAUCUGAUUGUUAUAAGAGUAUCUGAUUGGUUUUAAAUAAAUGCGCGUGUCAUUGGACAGAGGUAUUGAGGUCAGUUGAUCAGUCCUGCUGUCAUUUCAGGAUGUCUGACAUUGACAUACAGUCAAGUCCUUCAACAGAGACAAAUAAGCCUGGAUCAGGUGACAACGGUGCUUUUAAAAAACGACUUGGUAUUAUUGCAACUUGUGUCGUCGGAGGGUCAUUGGUUGCUUUGUAUGCAGUGACUGGACCGUUUGUUGCACCGGCAUUAAGAAAAGUUUGUCUUCCGUUCGUUCCUGCAACCACAACACAAAUUCAAAACGUCAUUAAGGCUUUGCAAAGCCGAUCGGGCUCUCUGGUUGAUAUAGGCAGCGGAGAUGGACGAAUAGUUAUAGCUGCUGCAAAAAGGGGCUUUAAAGCAGUUGGCUUUGAGCUGAACCCAUGGCUGGUCUUGUAUUCCCGUUAUAAAGCCUGGAGGGAAGGUGUUCAUCACAGCACAUCUUUUCAUAUUUCAGACCUAUGGAAGGUCAGUUUUUCAGAAUACUCGAAUGUUGUCAUUUUUGGGGUUCCUCAAAUGAUGGAACAGCUUGAAGUCAAGCUACAAACCGAGCUACAGGGUUCAGCUAAAGUGGUAGCUUGUCGCUUUCCUUUUCCAACUUGGACUCCUGAUGAGGUAGCUGGUGAGGGAAUUGACACGGUGUGGAUUUACGAUGCCAAGACAUUCAAAACUCCCAUCAGGAACGAUAAACACAUUGAAAGAAACGACAUGUCAUAAUACUUCAGCAGUAAUAAACAAGGAUAAGAAGUCUUUUACAACACAUAAACUGACAAGCAUUGUUGUACAUGUCAGCUGACUGUUUUAUGUUUGUUGUCUAUUACUUUGAUUGUGUUCACAUGAUUGUUUGUUUGAGCAAAUAUAAAACAUUUUUAUUCUUAUUUA
Misgurnus anguillicaudatus (oriental weatherfish) is the source of this 1085-nucleotide messenger RNA. RefSeq names its product fATP synthase c subunit lysine N-methyltransferase (gene atpsckmt). The record is from RefSeq and is a predicted model, not a curated record. Gene Ontology annotation, biological process: positive regulation of proton-transporting ATP synthase activity, rotational mechanism; peptidyl-lysine trimethylation; regulation of mitochondrial ATP synthesis coupled proton transport. NCBI's taxonomy places the organism in Eukaryota, Metazoa, Chordata, Actinopteri, Cypriniformes, Cobitidae. Gene Ontology annotation, cellular component: mitochondrion. Gene Ontology annotation, molecular function: protein-lysine N-methyltransferase activity.